Molecule: messenger RNA, 2585 nt
Organism: Zerene cesonia (dogface butterfly)
Lineage: Eukaryota; Metazoa; Arthropoda; Insecta; Lepidoptera; Pieridae
Gene: Ets97D
Product: DNA-binding protein Ets97D
Exons: 11
Coding region: 165-1493 (442 amino acids)
Biological process (GO): cell differentiation; regulation of transcription by RNA polymerase II
Cellular component (GO): nucleus
Molecular function (GO): sequence-specific DNA binding; DNA-binding transcription factor activity, RNA polymerase II-specific
Source: RefSeq, a predicted model, not a curated record
UUCAUGGUUUCCCGUCUAGUGCACGCGGAAGUGGGCAAUCAAUUUCCUUUUCCUAUAAUUUUUCAAAUAAACAUUGUAAAAAGUUUAUUUUCCCUUUAACUUGUUUUUUAAAUACUCUUGCUAUCAUUACUUAAAUUGUAAGAGACCACUAAUUUGUGUUCAAAAUGGAGGUGACGGACAUAAGUGAUUUGUUGAAUGUAAGAUCAAUUAAAAUGGAAACAAUAGAAAAUAGAUAUUCGGAUAGUGCAGAAAAUGUUGAAUCUAACGAUGCUUUAUCAAUAAUUCCUCAAUACGUCACAGAAUCUGAUCUAGGUUUGAUGCAAACAGGUACUGAAAUACUUGAAGCUCCUUUGGCAGUGUUCACUGAUGCUGCUGAUGAUGAAGACACCCUGCAGAGUAUGGAUUCCAGCGAGGAAGUUAUAGUCCAAUUGAUGGAUAUAAGAACGAGAUUGUCUCAGUUGCGGACGAUGUUGGAGAAACGGCUGAACACCGAUCUAUCAGAUUACAACUUCUGGCUGCAAGACGCCAAGUUGUUGGAAAACCACAAGACCCUAGUGGAACAAUGCAUCCGCGGUUCUGGCGUGGUGCAAGUCAACAUUCAGAUAAAGCCUUCGCAGAGGAAGAUCAACAUUAUGGACGUGCUGAAGCCUGAUGAGGAGCUGCUGCAGCUGCCGGCUGCUGAUGAGCCCGCGCCGGCGGCGGCGCCGCGCCACGCGGUGGCCGUCAAGUGGCUGGUCGACGACCACUUCCGCUCGGAGCACGCCAAGGCGAAGAUACCGGACGACCCGCAGAUGUGGUCAGUGCAACACGUGAAGCUCUGGAUACAGUGGGCGGUCCGCCAGUUCAAUCUCGCCGGAGUCAAGUUGUCCGACUGGAACAUAAGCGGUCACGAUCUGUGUAAUAUAACGCAUUCGGACUUUAAAGAAAAAGUGCCUUCCGACCCUGGAGACUUGUUUUGGACCCAUUUCGAAUUGUUGAGAAAAUGUAAAUUCAUUGCUGUAGUUCAAACAGACGACCCCCCUGCAAGAGACCCAUUAGAAGCUCCUCAUUCAGCUAUUAAGAAGAGACAUAAGCCGCCGGCGGGCGGGUCGGGCGGGUCGGGCGGGGCGGGCGGGGCGGAGGAGGCGCGCUACACGCCGCGCGCCGGCAACAACGGGCAGGUGCAGCUGUGGCAGUUCCUGCUCGAGCUGCUCACCAGCGCGCAGCACUACCACCUCAUCCGCUGGGACGGGCUGGAGGGCGAGUUCCGGCUGCUGGAGCCGGAGCGCGUGGCGCGGCUGUGGGGCGCGCGCAAGCACAAGCCGGCCAUGAACUACGAGAAGCUGUCGCGCGCGCUGCGCUACUACUACGACGGCGACAUGAUCGCCAAGGUGCCCGCCAAGCGAUUCGUGUACAAGUUCGUGUGCGACCUGCGGCAGCUGCUGGGCUACAGCGCGGACGAGCUGGCGCAGCUGGUGCGCGAGCUGCACCACGAGACCGCCGCCGGACACUGACCGCAUAUCUGUACCGUUGUUAUAUAGUCGUUUAAUGUCAUCCGUAUAUCCUACACCUGCACCAUCUUUAUGACCGACAUCAUCUAUAUUUCUAUCAUGAUUUAAUAGUUUUGUUUCGUCAUUAACUACACCUGUACCAUCGUUGUAAAGUUUUUAAUUAUUGUCAUUAAUUACUUGUGUAACAUCAUUAAAUAGUUUUGUUUCGUCACUAACUAGAACUGUACCAUCAUUAUAUACUUUUUAAUCAUCGUCAUUAACCCCAUCCGUAACAUCAUUAAAAAGUUUUAUGUCGUCAUCAUUAUCUGUUCCUGUACUAUCAUUAUGACCAACAUCAUCUAUAUCUCUAUUAUCAUUUUACAGUUUUUUAUGAUCAAAAUUAGUUACUCAUGUACUAUAUAUAUAAAGCUAUCAUUAUAUAGUUUUAUAGCAUCAUUAUCUCUACUAUCAUUAUAUAGUUUUAUAUCAUCAUUAUCUCUACUAUCGUUAUGUAGUUUUAUAUCCUUAUCGUUAGUGACACAUUUAUCAUUAUUAUGAUUAUCAUCGUCAUCAUCAUCAUUAUCAUUUGUCAUUGUCAUUGUCAUCGUCAUCAGUAAUAUCCACGCUGGCCAAGUGCGGGUUGGCAGAUGUCACAUGUCGUCGAAGUUUGGAUUAUUAAACAUGCCAUUUUCAUCACCAUGUUUUUCUUUACCGUUUCAAGCAGUGGUUAUGAGACUGAUGUGCAGAUAAAUUAAAAAAAAAUCUAUCUUUAUCUUGCACGCUAGUCCGGUCUCGAACCCAUUUUUCGCUUUAAACCCACGAUCCUAAUCACUAAGCCUUCACAGCCUCGCACUUGGAUAUCUGUUUGCCGUUUUAUAUACAACACAAUUUAGUCUAUUAAUCCCACGCGGAAGCAGCCCUGUCUGUCUGACCCCGCAUUACACCUAAACCACUGAACCGACGUGUAACGUCUCAUGUGAUAUUUAUCAUAUAUGCGCACUUGAGGUUUCAUUUUGUAUACAGCAAGAGAUGUUAUUCUGGCGAGUGGAAUUAAAUUAUUGGGAGAGAAGUUUUGAUUUUAUGUAAAUAUGAAAAUAAAGUUUAUUUCUGUUUGUU